Messenger RNA from Brachypodium distachyon (stiff brome), 2243 nucleotides. RefSeq names its product carbonyl reductase [NADPH] 2. The coding region runs from base 1306 to 2109 and encodes 267 amino acids. The record is from RefSeq and is a predicted model, not a curated record. NCBI's taxonomy places the organism in Eukaryota, Viridiplantae, Streptophyta, Magnoliopsida, Poales, Poaceae. The transcript is spliced from 4 exons.
CCUUUUGUUGAGGCAGCGUGUUUGACACAGCUAGAAUCUUGGCCUUUGACAAGCGAAAUGUGCAGACCAGAUAACCAAACGGGGUCAUCCAGGGACGUGAGAGAUCUGUAUCUGUAUCUGUCUUUCCUUUUUGGAGAGCAUCCAGGGAUUUGGAUUUCCCUUGUGUCUUUUUUCAGAGGGAGGUGAGUUCUUCUUCUUGAGGUUGGUUGACCAAUGCACACAGACAGAUAUGUCCAGUUGGGUUUCCACUGGCUUUCGACACGACAUGCAUGGAUGAGAUUGUUGCUCGUGUAUGGGCAUAUGGAAUAUAUGUGCAUGUGGAGAAGAUCGAAUUAGUUGUGAGAGGCGAAAAGGAUUGCUUCCAUGGGAGAAAUUCCCUUGCGGCUGCGCGAUAAGGCGGUCGCUGUGCACUUGUAUUGUACAGUACCAGUGCGUGGAAAAUGAGUUGGGAGUCGAUAAAGAGGGGAUCGAUGGAUCGAGCAGCAGGAUCUCGGCAGCCCAAUUAUUCAACCCUGUCCUAGUCGCCUGGUUCCAACGACUCCUGCACCGGCGCCGGUGUACUGUGGAAGUGUCGCGUGCAGCCAGACAGACAGCCUGAUCGCUGUCUGUGGCUUGGAGGAUCGAUCGUUUACAUUUGCCCCUUUUGUUAGUGAUGAGGAAACUGAAAGACAUUACAGCAGUACGUAGUAGCAGCACGUUUUAGUGGCGCAGGCGGUGAAUUAUAUAUGUGGUACUAGUAUAUGUUUAGGUAAGUUGAAUGUGGAUGGAAGCUUAUUACUACGGGGUGCCUAUUGCUACCACCUCCGUCCAGCUCAUAUUCCAUUGACCAACAGUUACUCCACUGGUUAGUGGCGGUGUUUAGGUAAGUUGAAUGUGGACGCCAAACGUUCAUGAAGCAGUCGGUGUUGUGGGCCUUGGUCACCUCACGGGCCGCCGACACCGACGAGAUUACCAGCCAGCGCCGACGGAGCUCCGGCCCAGGUGUGCAGCUAGCUCUUGUCCCCCAUCUGGCCGUCUGGGUCAACAGUCAACACUAACUUCCAUCCAUUCUGAUUUUCACCGUGUCAGCUCAGCUCGAUCGAGUGUCGGUUGAAUGACUGACUCAGAUCAACGCCACUUCACUACUCAUAGGAAAAACAACAACGUUACUACUACGCUACGGGCAGUACAAUUUUGCAUGUGUGUGCGCGCUCGCUUUCACGGUAGCUUCUGGAGUAUUUUACAGUAGUAAUCAUAGUAUCAGACAACCCGAUGCUCAGUUAGUUGGUGGAACACAAGACGAUCCCACCGCGAGGCUACAAGGGGAUGGCGUACGCGAAGCGGGUGCUGCUCGCCUCUAACGGUGGCGACGGCGGCGUCUCGCGGGGGAUCGCCACCGGCCUCGCCAAGCACGGAUGCAGGCUGGUUCUGUUGGGCGACGAGGGCGCCCUGGCUGCGACGGCGGAGGAGGUCAGGCGGUUUGGGGGAGCGGGCGCGGCGGCGGUGGUGGGGCUGGAUCUCGAGGCCUGCGACGAGGCGGCCGCCGGCGCGGCGGUGGACAGGGCCUGGCGCUGCUUCGACGACGGCCUCGACGCCCUCGUCAACUGCUACUCCUUCCAGGGGGAAGUGCAGGAUUGCCUCAGCGUGACUGAAGACGAGUACAGCAAGACCAUCAAGGCCAAUGUGAUGACACCAUGGUUCCUCAUCAAGGCGAUCGCCAAGCGGUUCCGGGACGCAGGAUCCGGUGGCUCCAUCGUAUGCUUGACGCAGAUCAUCGGCGCCGAGAGAGGGCUGUAUCCUGGGGCUGCAGCAUACGGCACGAGUCUAGGCGCCGUUCACCAGCUCGUCAGACUGUCGGCGAUGGAGCUCGGCAAGCACAAGAUCAGGGUGAACGCGGUGUGCCGCGGCCUGCACCUGCGGGACAAGUUCCCCGUCUCGGUGGGGGAGGAGAAGGCCGAGAGGGAGACCGGGGAGGUGAUGCCGCUGCGGCGGUGGCUCGACCCGGAGAAAGACCUGGCGUCCACGGUGCUGUACCUGGUCGGCGACGAGUCCCGCUUCAUGACCGGCACCACCAUCUUCGUCGACGGCGCGCAGUCCAUCGUCCGCCCGCGCAUGCGUUCCUUCAUGUGAGGUGAGGAUACAUAGUUUGUAUAGGCUAGGCAGGGCAUUUCAUGCUGUGUUUCCACAUCCCACCAUGGAUGGAUUAUGUUGUGUUGUACACCAGCAGUGGUCUGUGCAGGAAGUAAGGGCAAGUGUUCGGACCA